Pieris brassicae (large cabbage white) is the source of this 1137-nucleotide messenger RNA. RefSeq names its product aquaporin-like. Gene Ontology annotation, cellular component: plasma membrane. The record is from RefSeq and is a predicted model, not a curated record. The coding region runs from base 131 to 934 and encodes 267 amino acids. Lineage: Eukaryota; Metazoa; Arthropoda; Insecta; Lepidoptera; Pieridae. The transcript has a single exon. Gene Ontology annotation, biological process: transmembrane transport. Gene Ontology annotation, molecular function: water channel activity.
CACAUCGUUGUGAUUUCAUUCCUUAAUUGCUUAUUCAGGAGUGAGUGCUCGAAGCAUACGUACCAUGUGAUGUUUAAUAACGAAUGCAAAAUUGUUUUGAAGUGAAUCGUCGACCAGUUAAGUGCAAACAAUGUCAGUGAACGCUCAUUUGGUGGGACAGAGUGAAAACGCAGCGGUUAUACCAAUUAAAUCCGCAAUAUGGAAGACCUUAAACUGGAGAGCGGUUCUUGCAGAAGUUAUCGCCACUAUGCUCCUUAUCUCCUUGGGGUGCAUGACCUGCAUACCGAUUGAUGGAUUCGCAAACUACCCAAUGUAUGGACCUUUGGGAUUUGGCCUAAUAGUGACCUUUAACAUUCAAGCGUUUGGUCACAUCUCAGGAGCCCACAUGAACCCAGUUAUCACUUGGGCUGCGGUUAUUUGGGGACAAAUUUCAUGGAUCCUUGGAAUCAUCUACAUUAUAGCUCAGUGCAUUGGGUCUAUAAUAGGGUAUGGGAUUUUGGUGGCAUUAUCACCGGAGGGAUUUAUAUCUAGCGGUGUUUGUACAACGACACCUUUGUUGAGGUAUUCGAUAUAUCAAGCAGUAGGUAUAGAGGUGGUAUUGACAGCUGCCUUAGUUUUUAUUACAUGCGCGCUGUGGGAUCCAGUGAAUAAGGAUCUGCAAGAGAGUAGUUCGAUUAAGUGCGGUCUGACUGUAGCUGGGUUAUCUUUAGCUGGUGGGCCAUUAACCGGUGCUGGAAUGAAUCCUGCAAGGUCACUAGGACCAGCCUUGUGGACUUUUACGUGGCGGUCGCAUUGGAUUUAUUGGGUUGGGCCCUUUUUAGGUGCGACAGUUGCUGCCUUUUCAUAUAAAUGUAUUUGGCUGAAAGUUGAUAAAGUCAAGCCUGAUAUACUGACAUGGCCUGAUGGUGGAGAGGGAUUGGCAAAAAUGCUUUAAUAUUUGUGCUCUUAGUUUGUAAUUUAAUGAUAUUUAUAUACUAGAAUAUAGUUUUAUUAAUUAUAGCGAUUAUAGCGUAGUGAAUCUGUGUGGUUAUCAGGGCGAUAAAAAUUUAAUAAUGUAACAGUUAGGAUAACACCUGUACAUAAUCAAGAAUGUAUUUCAAAUUAUUCAUAUGGCUUAAGUAAAUAAAAAAAAACAUG